AUGAAGAACUCCACUGACUUUGAUUGCUACUACCCCGAAGGAUAUGCAGGCUAUAACUAUGCGCAGGGCUACACGGACUGCAGCAAUCUGGAAGAGAGCUGGUCAAAUGACACGCAGGCAUAUGACUGGAGCAUGGAGCAACUGACAGACAACAUGCCAACUGAUACACCACAGCUGGAAUUAACUUCAAGCAAGACCACGGUCAGCAGUUCCCAGCGCAAGGAGCGCACAGCUUUUACAAAGACCCAGCUAAAGCAGCUUGAGGCAGAGUUUUGUUACUCCAAUUAUCUGACACGCCUACGUCGCUAUGAAAUCGCUGUUGCCCUGGAGCUGAGCGAGCGCCAGGUAAAGGUUUGGUUCCAGAAUCGUCGCAUGAAGUGCAAGCGCAUUAAGCUGGAAGCGGUGGAUGUUACAAAGUUAACGCCAAGCUAGGCUCACAAAAGUAUUAUUUAUACAAAUCUUUUUA
Messenger RNA from Drosophila busckii, 466 nucleotides. RefSeq names its product homeobox protein MOX-2 (gene btn). Gene Ontology annotation, molecular function: RNA polymerase II cis-regulatory region sequence-specific DNA binding; DNA-binding transcription factor activity, RNA polymerase II-specific. Gene Ontology annotation, biological process: positive regulation of transcription by RNA polymerase II. NCBI's taxonomy places the organism in Eukaryota, Metazoa, Arthropoda, Insecta, Diptera, Drosophilidae. The coding region runs from base 1 to 432 and encodes 143 amino acids. Gene Ontology annotation, cellular component: nucleus. The transcript has a single exon. The record is from RefSeq and is a predicted model, not a curated record.